This is a messenger RNA of Giardia duodenalis, 1626 nucleotides long. RefSeq names its product Ankyrin repeat protein 1. The record is from RefSeq and is a predicted model, not a curated record. Gene Ontology annotation, molecular function: protein binding. The coding region runs from base 1 to 1626 and encodes 541 amino acids. The transcript has a single exon. Lineage: Eukaryota; Fornicata; Diplomonadida; Hexamitidae.
AUGUUGUGUGGGGGAGCACGUGGACGAAGAGAAAAGGCCCGUGAAGAGUGGUUUCGGGCUGCAUGCACCGGAGAUAUUCGCGUUGUUACAAAACUUCUCUCCAAGCACAAUACCGCCCCAUCAGAUGCACGUCCCACUCUGGCACACGGAUCUAUUUUCAGCGGUUUUGCAGCCAUUCAUUACGCGGCCUACAACGGACAUGACGCAAUUGUCAAGCUUCUGCUUCGGACAGAAGCGACGGCUUGCACUGAAAAGCCUCUGCGGAUUUCUGCCCUGGGCAUCAUUAAUAGUAGGCUUCAUAUCCACCUUUCCCCAGGCGCAACACCUCUCAUGGUCGCUGUGAUAAGAGGGCAUAUCGAUGUCGCUCUUACACUUUUAGAACACGCAUACAAGCACGAGGCCUCACAUGCACAAAUGGCCGGUGCUCCUCUUAGCGCGCGCUCCAAAGUCAAAGCAGGAUCUAACCGUGCACUGCCGCCAAAGAACGAGGUGAGAAAGCACACUCUCAGGGCUCAGACGGCCACAGGCAUUUCUGCACUGAUGCUUCUGGUUACUCUGAACACUAGCGACGCCAUAACACUCCUUAAGGCAAAGGACUAUCUGCUUUUGCGAGAGGAAGUGGAGCUCACUAGCAGCAAUGGCGGAAAUGCCGCUCUGAUGAUAGCUCUCCUCGGCCGUGACAAGAUUCUCGAAGAGAUAAUAUCCCUGAUCCUAGGCCCAGAAGAAUACUACACUGACGCAAACUCCUGUGCGCCCAACACAACCAUGCAACUCUUUAUCGGGGGUCUCCAAAUUGUCGGCCCACUGCCCCCUUUCCAACAGGAUCGAAACCUCUUUUACUUCGCUAUAAGCUUCAUGAAGUCGCUCAUGCAGCGGGAUGAGCGCGGCUUCACCGUCCUAGACUCUGCCAGGUAUCAGCUGAAUGAAAAGAAGUGGGGCACCUCUCGAGCAGCUAAGGAGCGCACUUACCUACUCUAUCGUAACUUGCUAUGGCGCAUCCACAUCUUCGUAAAUGACUGUCCGCCUGUGAACAUUCAGAACCCCUGUGAGCACUGGAAUAACUAUGAGGCCUGCUGCAAUCGGCUCGGGGCUAUCAGUGACGGUGAGUUUAAGAUCCUCGCUAAGGACCUGGCUAAGAAUCCAGAAAUAAAUCACAGUAUAGAAGAUAUGUUGACGAUCCCCAGGUUCCAGAAGCUUAUGAGACCUUUCUCAUCUGCCAUUGCAUCGUCGCGGCCAAAGGUCAAGGCCGUAGUCGAACCAGAAGUUGUGGCUGAGCACGAACCCAACCACGAGCCCGAGCAUGACCCUUAUCCAGAGUCUAUCAAGAUAUGUCCUGGAGCAAGCAUUUUCGACUCAAGCAUAGAGCCCUCAUCGACGCUCAACAGCACUCUAGUCUUGACCAAAACUGUUGUGGGUGACUGCCUGGACGACCAAACAGGAUCACCCCUACAGACAUCUAUUCCCGUGAGAGUGCAGGAUGGAAUCGAACUUGCACAGGUCACUCCGACAACUAAAAGCCACAGAUCUGACAAAUUUUCCGCUAGGUCUUCAAAUUCACUGCAGCUAAGCCUGAAUUUGAACUUUGAUGCCAGUCCAACAUCUUCUUCACAAAUUCUAAAUAACUAA